AUGCCGGCGCUGUUAGAGGACCCAGAAUCCCCUGUAAUCUAUCGGGCCUCUGGACAGGAUCCGUACCCGACGUCAGACAAUCCGCAAAUACCUUCGUCAAUAUUCCCCAGGCCCGUCACGCUUCGAGAUCGUGUUACUGUUGCAACGUUGAUACCAUUCUUCUCACCCAAGGCCGUUCCAAAGAGGCUAUUGGCAUAUCUCUCAGAGCAGCUCAAUAAGGAAAUUCAGGGUGGGGACACGUAUCCCAUGAUCGAUCCGCUACCUCUGGACACCUUUGGGUCCUACUGGUUUGGUAAUUUCGGUGCUGUCAUGGUCAUCGGCGACAUUGGGGGCAUUGAGGCCGUAACCGACAUGGAUCGGGAGGGCGUUGACUGGAACAAAAAGUGCCUGGGCAGUUUUUAUAUCAAGCCCAACUAUCCUGGUCGAAGCAGCCAUGUCUGCAAUGGUGGGUUUCUCGUCACUCCUGCGGCUCGUAAUAAGGGCGUCGGAAAGUCGAUGGGACAAUGCUAUCUGGAUUGGGCACCUCAGCUGGGGUACACCUAUUCGGUUUUCAACUUGGUGUACGAAUCAAACACUGCUUCAACCAAGAUAUGGGACUCGCUUGGCUUUAAGAGGAUUGGAAGAGUCCCCGGUUGCGGCAAUCUCAAAUCCUCGGAGGAACCUGUUGAUGCGAUCAUCUAUGGCAAGGAUCUGAAGGGAGAAGGCGAGAAUGACCUCUCUGAAGAACGCUUCGACAAGAUAAGGUACUACUUGAGACAUCAGCUCUAUCCGCAAGGUGCCGAUAGAUCGGAGAAGAGUCGACUAAGGAGUGCUGCUACUCACUAUAAACUGGUCGCGGAUGGAGACGGAGGUCCGGAGAGGUUGUUCUUGAAGGACAAAGAGGUCAUCUCUGAUCCUCAAGCACAGUACGACAUCGCCAAAAGCAUCCAUCUCCAGGCUCAUGCAGGAAUCAACAAGACUACCGCCAUCAUAGCUACCCAGUAUCAUUGGAUUCGGAUCAAAGAAACUGUGAGCCAUGUCAUCAAGAAUUGUCCAGAAUGCAAAGAUGUCAAUAAACCCCCCAUAAUACGCGCGGAGAAUCGACCUGGCCGGAGCAAGACGAUUGAUGAGGCUCCCUCAGGUCUAUCGCCACCACAGACAGGAGCAGUAACAACAGCACCAGUAACAACGGCGCCUCCGUCACAAAUACCGCUGCCACAGUCGGUACAACCGGAAGACGAGGUGCAAAACGUGCCACCGCAGGAUCCGGAGAUUGCGACGAAUCACAUAUCCAAUCACAUAUCUGAUCACGACUUCGCAUCGAUACAGCAGCCAAUGGAUCUGUCUAAUGACCACGAUCAUCUUGUUAACGAUCCGGAUGGUCAUCUCCAUGCAUACGACGAGAUGGCCAUCGACCCGCAGAUCAUGGAACAAAUACAAGCUCAACUUGAUGCCGACUACGAUCCCAACAACCAUACAUAUGUGCCUCCAGGAAUACCCGCUUUCACGGAUCCUUCCCAUUUGCAGUCUCCCCACGAUCCGCGCGAGUUCAAUCACCCAACCUCUGAUCAUCAUUUCAUUCGGGAUCCCAAUCAACCAAUCUUAGGACACGACCAUGUCAUGGGCGAGGGCGGUACAGGCACAGGGUUGGAUAGUAUGCAACCUAUGCAACACGUAUUGCAGAUGGACUAUGUCGACCCGCAAAAUGAGGCACAAUUCAAGCUUGAGGACCAAUUCAAACUCAAGCGGUAA
Messenger RNA from Fonsecaea multimorphosa CBS 102226, 1731 nucleotides. RefSeq lists its product as uncharacterized. The record is from RefSeq and is a predicted model, not a curated record. Lineage: Eukaryota; Fungi; Ascomycota; Eurotiomycetes; Chaetothyriales; Herpotrichiellaceae. Bases 1 to 1731 code for a protein of 576 amino acids. The transcript is spliced from 2 exons. Gene Ontology annotation, molecular function: acyltransferase activity, transferring groups other than amino-acyl groups.